GUCGAAAAGUAGUGCAGGUGAAGGGACGAACAAGGAGGGCAAUAGCGGUGCAAAGCGUGGUGCAGUGGCCCAAGUUCAUCAAAUUAUCGACAUUACGCAUCUGGCGACACUCAGCGGAGACCGGUUGCUACUUCCACCGCCAGUUGCUCCAGGGACUAGUACAGACCGUGAGGAGGAGUCGAAAGAGAUGCAAACCAAGGAAAACAAAGGCGAAGAGACAACCGCAGAAGCUGAUGACGCACUAUCCCCGGCUACAAAAUUGCAAGACAAACCCGAUGAACAAAUAAGGAACAAACCCGAAAAUAACCACCAGAACUUCCUCCCCCCACUUCCCUCCAAGCGCUACCGGCCGUACGUGAUUUUCCACUUGCACCAAAUAAAACUUUUCGACGGAUUGGAAAUCAAGCAACUGGAAGUUCAGGAGGCGCGGAAUCGGUUUCAGGGGAAACUCUCCAUGGAAAUGCUCGAGGAGAAACUCGGUCCGUCGCCCGCUUGUUUCUACGUCCGGACGAUCAAUCUGGAGUCGAGCAAGUUAAAAAAUCUCGGGAAGAAUUUGUUGACGGACGAAAUGUUUCCGUCGUUGCGGGAGUUGAUUCUAGACGACAACCCGAUCGGUGGAUUGGAUGGGAUCGGCCCGCUGGGGAAACUCGUCAUUUUGAAUUGCUCGAAGUGCAAGAUCGGGGACGUGAGGAAAUUGCUUGGAGGUGGAACGAGUGCUGUUGGUGGAACAACUAGCGCAGUUCAGAAUUCGUCAAAUCCCCUAGCGUUGGGAGGUCCUGCUCGUGGACCACAAGGACAACUACAAGGACUAGCGUCGAACCAGCAGAAGCAAAUGGGAGAACAAAAGGGCCUCCUUUCUAUCCCCAAUCUCCAAGUCCUAGAGUUGAAGCAGAACAACAUCGUCGACUUGUCUGCUAUCACCUUCCCAGCGUUGAAGUCCCUACGGUACCUGAAUCUGGAGCAAAACGAGUUGAGAAUUUUUUCAAACAAACCAUUUUCCCAAUUGGAAAACCUGCGGGACUUGAAUCUGGACAAAAACAAGCUACGGGUGCUGGAAGAAGAGGACUUGUUCGGGCUGGUGAAUUUAAGAGAAUUGCGUUGUGAGGACAACCUGAUAAAAUCUGUAAAGUUGAACGUGUUUGUCGUCCCGAAGUUACGGCGGAUUCUCCUCGGAAACAACCGGAUUAGCGACGUUUCGCUCGACGUGAUUUUGUCGGAAAAGGACCCAAAUUUGAUGAUAAACGACGCAACUUCAUCUGGGGCGAAUAACCAACAGAACAAUCAGCAGGCAGGUGGUACUAGUUUCAACAACCGGAGGGGGUCGAUGCCGGAGUUGAUUUCCAGUCAGUCGCAAGCGGCGGGUCCUUCCGGUGCAGGUGGAGCAGCAGGGGCAGCGUCAACAAACCUGCAGCGGCUUUACCCGAGCAACAUCCAGCCCGCGAACACGAAUGGGUUGACAAGACACGAAGGAAAUGGAGGCUCCUCCGGUCUGCCGGUCGAGAUGGUGUCGAUUUUGCAGCUCUCUUUCGCGAACAACGCCUGCACGAGAAAGCCUCUGUACCGUGCAACUUUGUUGACGAGAUUUCCGAAUUUGAGGAUUUUGGAUUCACUGCAGCUACUCGACGAGAACAACCGACCACUGGCCGAGACGAGGCCUUUGAAACAGUCGACGAGCGAGCAGUUUGCGGGGUAUAAUCUCCAGAUGCAGAAGAUGCAGCAGGGGGGUGGGGGUGCGGCUGGGAUGACGCAGAUGGGGGCUAUGGGCGGCGCGAUGGGAACAAAUAAUAACCCGGCCGCAUCCAUGGGUAUGCAGCAGGUAGUGCAUCAACCUCCGACCACGCCACCGGGCUUUACAAAUAACAAUCCUUCAGGACAGACGCCCCCGCAUCAAAGUGGUGAUGUAGGCAAUCCUUCUGGGGGAAUAAUCGAUCCGAAUCAGCCUCCCAUGCAGAGCCCGAAUCAGAGGAUGCGAGUGCAGCAAAUGCAGCAACAGAUCAUGCAGAAUCAGCAAUACAACUCCUCGCUUGGCGGGAUGAACGCACAGGUACAACAACUUCAACAAGGUCAACAGAUCAUUACCAGGACCACCGCCGCACGGGUUGUUGGUGAAAAUCAGCGGGCGCCGUUGCCUAGUCAAAACAUGAACAAGGGGGGAUUUCUGCCUGGAACAACUGCUGCAACAGGACCACCACAAAAUAUGGACCGCCGCGCAACCAUUCACGGAACUGGCACAACCACGGCGCACCAAAGUAGCAAUCGACAUCAAAAUGCGGUGGCAAAUUCAGUCAACUACGCUUUAUGGCAGCAGCAACACCCGAAUAGUAUGAACAGAAACGCGUCGGAUUACAAUCAAAACACGUCCAACUACGAGCCUUUGCACCCCGGGCCGAUGAAUCAGGCGACCUAUUUUGCGCAGCAAGCACAGCAGUACUCGCAGCAAGCGGCGAGUGCGCAGAUGAACGCAAUGAUGUACUACCAGGCUGCGGUAAUGGCGCAAUACAAAAACAUGAAUGCAGCAGCAGGGAACCUCCAACAGAACCCAAACAGGCCAAAAACCCCGAUAGAACGAGCCCGGGAAGCUGCUGCGGCGGCGAACAACAGUAGUAGUGCAGCAGCGGUCAAUGUUGCCAACAGUGGACAAAGUGCUUCAGGAUCCGUUUCCGGUGCGUUUUUGGUGACGUCGAAGGGCGUGGAGCAGGUGGAUAAGAAAAAGAUGAACACGACGACGAAGUAACGAAGUUUUUUGAUUAAUUUCAGAUUUGUGGUACAUUAGUUUCAGUUUUCAGGCGCGUCUGAAGUUUUUGCAAAAAGAACUUGGACGUCGACCGACCUCGACAGCAGAACUUUCUUUCAUUCAAUUACGUCUACUGUAACUGUGCUUGAGCACGUAAAGUUCACCAAAGAGUAACAAAAGUGAACGUCAUUUGAUUUCCUUUUCAUUUCCAAGGUUUUUUCAGCGCGCAAAGCGACGUUUCCAGAUCCAAUUUUGUACGGAAUUUCCUAGGCAGUCGAAAUUAUGAUGUGCUUUAUCAUUCGUUUCAGAAAAGAACAGCAGCGUCAGAUGCAAAAUGCGAUCGAGGAUGAAAAAAAUUGCUUAGGGCCUCUUCGUUUCAGUAAAGAGAGGCCAAACAGUGAAAAUGUUGAAAGUCCACAGUAC
Molecule: messenger RNA, 3157 nt
Organism: Amoebophrya sp. A120
Lineage: Eukaryota; Dinophyceae; Syndiniales; Amoebophryaceae
Source: the annotation of a GenBank genome assembly